This is a messenger RNA of Yamadazyma jaroonii, 414 nucleotides long. Lineage: Eukaryota; Fungi; Ascomycota; Pichiomycetes; Serinales; Debaryomycetaceae. The record is from the annotation of a GenBank genome assembly.
AUGUUCAAAUCAAUAUCGCCAGAAGUUAAGGAUAUAAAAGAAAUAAGACCCAUGGAUCCCAUAACCAUCGACCCUUUGAUGGAACCACGGAUGGAACCCAGAAUGGAACCUUUAAUGGAACCAUUAAUGGAACCAAUGAUUGAACCAAUGGAACCACCACUCCCUUCAAUCAAUCAAAGCUUAAAAGCUAAAAGUUUGGAGGACAUAAAGAAUCAAUGUUCUGAAUUAAUAAGUGAAUUGGAUAGUGACGACAACCCCGAAGCUAUCGUCAAGAAACAUAUUGGAAAAUUAAAGAAAUAUAACGAACUUAGAGAUAUUGCAUUAGGUUUAGUAACUAUGAUAGCUGAUCAAAGGAAAUUAAGAACCACCGACAUUCUAGAAGAAAUGAAAGUUGAAUUAGGUGAUGAUAAUUGA